GAAAUGGUUAUGGAGUGCAGAUCAGAGAUAGGAAAGCCGGUGAUAAUGGCGAUUUGCGGAACUCUCGUCUACUACCACUGCGCUUACAGAGAAGUCAGUCUCCUCUCUCUCUUCUCCGACGUCUUCAUCGUCAUUCUCUGUUCUCUCGCCAUUCUCGGCCUUCUCUUCCGCCAAAUCAACAUCUCGGUACCGGUGGAUCCACUGGAGUGGCAGAUUUCUCAGGACACCGCUAAUAGCAUUGUUGCCUGUUUAGCUAACACUUUCGGUGCCGCUGAGUCUGUAUUAAGGGUUGCAGCAACUGGGCACGACAAGAGGCUUUUUCUUAAGGUCGUCUUUUGUCUCUAUGUGUUGUCAGCUUUGGGACGAGUAGUUUCUGGACUUACAGUUGCAUAUGCUGGGUUAUGCUUGUUUUGUCUUUACAUGUUGGCGGAGAAUACUCAAUCAAUCAGUGCACCUCUGUCUUGGUUCCGAAGGACAGGUAAUGGGACGAAUGCGGAUAUCACUCUAGAGGAUGAUGCCAUGUAGUGUAUGCUAAUCUUAGUAUGUUCACUGUGGUCGUGUUGCUUUUACCUACGUGUAUAUUAAGAUUGGUUGUUGUAAAUACAACUUUCUUGAGCCCCAUAUUGGAUGUUGUAUAGACUGUUCCCAAAAGCAUGAUAAAUUCAACCUGUAGCUAAAUGAUUUGUAAAUGAUAAGUAAAAUUUUGAAUCCGUUCCUUUGAAGAUCUAAAAGAGACAAAGGCUCUUGUGCGUUGAAGAUCUAAAAGCAACUCCAUAACUUCCGGUUUGUUUCUGCACACGCGAUGGAUCUAUGUGAUAAAAGAUUGGUACAAUAGGCUGCGUAUAUUUUCCCUUGCACUUU
Molecule: messenger RNA, 861 nt
Organism: Morus notabilis
Lineage: Eukaryota; Viridiplantae; Streptophyta; Magnoliopsida; Rosales; Moraceae
Product: reticulon-like protein B22
Exons: 4
Coding region: 4-525 (173 amino acids)
Source: RefSeq, a predicted model, not a curated record